Molecule: messenger RNA, 1029 nt
Organism: Metschnikowia bicuspidata var. bicuspidata NRRL YB-4993
Lineage: Eukaryota; Fungi; Ascomycota; Pichiomycetes; Serinales; Metschnikowiaceae
Product: allantoicase
Exons: 1
Coding region: 1-1029 (342 amino acids)
Biological process (GO): allantoin catabolic process
Molecular function (GO): allantoicase activity
Source: RefSeq, a predicted model, not a curated record
AUGACCACCAUUCUCUCGGAAGAGGAGUUCAACACGCAGGUCGUGCUCAAGUACACCGACGUCAUUGGCGAGAAGCUCGGCGGGUCCGUGGAGGCGUGUUCCGACGAGUGGUUUGCCGCGGCCGCCAACUUGAUCAAGCCCAAGGCGCCCGUCCGUGACGCCACGCGGUUCACGCACGCCGGCGCCUGGUACGACGGCUGGGAAACGCGCCGCCACAAUUCCGAGCCCGCAGACUGGGUCGUGGUCAAGGCGGGCGUGGCGCGCGCUAGCAUCGUCGGCUGUGAGGUCGACACUGCGUUCUUCAACGGCAACCACGCGCCGCACAUCUCCGUGGAGGGCGCCGAUUUCAGCACGGCCGCGGCGCCCGCGGACUGGGCCUCGGCCGCGGUGGCCUGGGAGCCGGUGAUGGCCAAGACCGAGUGCGGGCCCUCGCAGAGACACUUCUUCGUGCGGCCCCAGGGCGCCACGGCCCGCAGCUACACGCACUUCCGCUUGCGCAUGUACCCGGACGGCGGCAUCGCGCGCUUCCGCUUGUACGGCGAGGUGCACGCGGUGAUGCCCGCGGACCCGCGCACGGUGGUGGACUUUGCGCUGGUCAAGAACGGCGGCGUGGCGGUGCGCGUGAGCGACCAGCACUUCGGCAGCGCGGACAACCUCCUCUUGCCCGGGCGCGGCCACGACAUGUCGGACGGCUGGGAGACCAAGCGGUCGCGGGCCGCGGGCCACGUGGACUGGGUGGUGAUCCGCUUGGGCGCGCCCACGGUGAUCCGGGACAUCGUGGUGGACACCGCGCAUUUCCGCGGCAACUUCCCGCAGAAGAUCAACGUCAAGGGCUUCCGGGGCCCGGAGGCGCCGGCCCACGACUCGGACGCGUGGUGUGUGUUGGUGGGAGACUCCAAGACGGGGCCGGAUGCGGAGCACCGGUACGACGUGCGCGAGCCGGCGCCGUUCACGCACGUGCUCUUGACCAUCAUCCCGGACGGCGGCGUCAAGCGCGUGCGGGUGCACGGCUGCGUGGCGGAGGAGUAG